Messenger RNA from Soboliphyme baturini, 723 nucleotides. The record is from the annotation of a GenBank genome assembly. NCBI's taxonomy places the organism in Eukaryota, Metazoa, Nematoda, Enoplea, Dioctophymatida, Soboliphymatidae.
AUGCAGGCGGCCUGCCGGCCGGCCGUCCGGCCGGUCGAACGACCAGCCGUGUGUAUUGAAAAUGGGCGCCGUGCAUCAGGCGCCGACCAGCGGACCGGGCAACCGUCGCUGCGCCGGAAUCGCCGUGAGGGACGAACCGCUGCCGUGCGCUGGUUCGGCAUUCGGCAUUUGUUUGGUCGUCGCAUCGGCCGGCCGCCCUCCUACGUACCCUCCUACCCUUCCGUAGUAGAGGCUCGACUUUCGGCGAGUCAACACUACGCACCGCUACGUCGUGUCCUGCGUGAAUUACGCGACUUGAUCGACGAAAAACCCCUCAAGACUUGCUUGAGGUUUACGCUUGGCAGCGACCCAGCCGGCCACCGCGAAUCGCUUCGAAACUAUCUUCCUCAACUGUGGCGACCGGCGGCUGCUGACGUGCUUCUUCUUAAGGUGCCCAGUGCGUCCUCACGACGCUCCGCUCCGUCAUCGCGUCACGAGUCAUCGCGACGGCUGACUGAGGCGAUGGCCGUCGCAUUCGCAUUCGUCUCCUCGUCAGCGUCCUCGAUGUCGUCGCCGUCGUCGUCAUCGCGCCUUUCAGUUCGAUCCCGCUUCUAUAGUCGUGUUCGAGGACGAGUGAUCGGUUUGUCAGACGUGUCAAGCGUCUGCCCGCGUCUGCACCUAGCAAGACAGUCGCAGCCAACCGCGCGCAACGGUUGGUUCGCGCGUGGUUUUACCUCACUUUGA